Pomacea canaliculata is the source of this 1619-nucleotide messenger RNA. RefSeq lists its product as uncharacterized. The transcript is spliced from 4 exons. Gene Ontology annotation, cellular component: membrane. Lineage: Eukaryota; Metazoa; Mollusca; Gastropoda; Architaenioglossa; Ampullariidae. The record is from RefSeq and is a predicted model, not a curated record. The coding region runs from base 722 to 1219 and encodes 165 amino acids.
CUCUAUUUUUUUCUAAACCUUUGUGCAUCUGUUUCUUCUGUUAGAUAGUAGUUUACAAUUAAAGAAUAACAGCCUGGGGUUUGCGAUGUUAUCUCACCUUAUGCAGAUUCUUAUCACCGAUAGUCGAAUAUUUAUACAUAUAUUUGCAUCGCCUUUAGGUUAUUGUAAUGACAUAUACACUUCACACAUCGAAUAAUUACAAAAACAAAAUCCUGCACGAGAUAUGUGGAUACAGUCUGUGAUGUAAUAGCGUGCCGUGGUGAGCACUUGACGACGAUGUUAAUCAGAAUGUGCACAGACCUUAUCAGACAGCACGCGAAACAUCUUGUCACAUCGUUCACACGAGAACUAUCUUCUGGAAACAGCCCAUUGACUGUUGCCAGUAAACAUGUUUGAAGAGUCUUUAUCUUGAAUUUGUGUCUACUGAAGCCAGUAAAACUAAGAAUAGAUAUAGUCUCACGCUAAAUCAUCAGUAUUCGGCGAAAAAGGAUGAGCAUAAUAUUAAGUAUCCACCACAUGUCUUAAAAAGAACCCAGCAAGUGAUCUUCACACUUCGACAUUUGCCUCGUACCUUCGGCGCUUCAAAACAAAUCAACGCUGAAGCAAAGCAGCAAGACAGUCUCUCUGUCUCUGUGGUCCGCCUAUCGUCUAUCAUCAGGUCGUCGUCGCUGACCUCCUUGUCGACCGUCACGUCUUCGUGGGCUUCUUUCCCCCCGUGGCUAUGUUUGAGCCGGAGGCGAAGAGUGCAGUGUGGGGCAUCAGUCCCGUGCUCUUCAUCGUGGGCUGCACCUAUCACAUCCUCAGCAUCGCCUUGCCCCACUGGCUAGCCAGCGCCAAUGUCCACCUCGGGCUGUGGGACUACUGCGUGACCGGAGGGCCUUGCGUCGGCAUCGCGGAGAUCAUCAGCGAUAGCGACUGGGGCUGGUACAGAACAGUACAGGGACUGGAAAUAGCCGCCACCGUCUUCGUGCUGACGGCUCUGGUGACCGGGCUGAUGAGGGUCAACCUGGGCCACAAUAUUUGGCAGACCGCCUGCGGCCUCUGCGCCUUCGCGGCCGGAAUAUUCUCCGUGGCAGGAUCUGUGGUGUACGGCAAGAACUACACGGACUUCAGUAAUGUGACUCUAUCCUGGGCUUAUGUCUUUAAUGUUGUAAGUGGCUCUAUGACCCUAGCUUCAGGACCAAUCAUGGUUGUGGAUGCUAUAGUGUAUUCACACUAAUGCCACCUGGAAGGUUUAAUUUUCAUCUCCUACUAGGAGAAUAACAGAAAUAUAACUAGAGGUGAAAGAACCAUUGAUGUUAUGUUGUACAGCAAAAUUUUAAAAUCAACUAUUUAUAGUUACCUUUGUUGUUUGUGAUUUCAUGUUGAAUCAUAAUAGUGCAACCCAUGUUGGUAAUGUGCAAAAGAGAAAUGUUUAAACAACAAUAUACAAACUAUUUCGACAAACUAGUAAAUUUACAACAACUAUAUGUUUAUUAUGUAGAACAAUCUGACAUUGUUGGCAUUAGACUAGAGACAGAAACACACAGAAACAGAAAGAAAUGGUGCAGAACUGUGGCUGAAGGGAUUUACCACUGACCUGACUUAAAGAUGGGGUGUGUAGCAAAAUAAUAAACAAG